Panicum virgatum (switchgrass) is the source of this 1016-nucleotide messenger RNA. RefSeq names its product zinc finger protein 4-like. Lineage: Eukaryota; Viridiplantae; Streptophyta; Magnoliopsida; Poales; Poaceae. The coding region runs from base 183 to 620 and encodes 145 amino acids. The record is from RefSeq and is a predicted model, not a curated record. Gene Ontology annotation, biological process: negative regulation of abscisic acid-activated signaling pathway. The transcript has a single exon.
ACAGUUGCAGAAACGUGCACGACCUCCGUCCACGGGCUACUACUUCCGCUAAACUAUAGCUAGCUCUCCACCGUACCCUCUGCACACAGGCUGCAGCACCCGCCCUUGCUCUACUACCUAAUGUUCGCUUAGACCACUAAAACGACUCUUGUAACAGCUCUAAUUUAGCCGCGCCGGCUGUAAUGGAGACGGAGCAGCAGGAGCUGGAUCUUGAGCUCAGACUCUUCUUCCACACCUCCGCCUCGGCUACGCCGGAGGAGGACGAGUCGCUCGGCUUCUUCCUCUGCACGUACUGCGGCCGCAAGUUCUACAGCUCGCAGGCGCUCGGCGGCCACCAGAACGCCCACAAGUACGAGCGCACCCUCGCCAAGCGCCGCCGGGAGAUCGCCGCCUCCUUGCGCGCGCACGGCGGGGCUGCUUCUGGGACGGCCGCCGCUGUCCAGGUCGUCGAUGUCGACGCCGACGGCGAGAGCCCUGGGGCCGCUGGAGCUGAUUCCGAUGUCGACAAGGCGAGGCCGCUGGGGGCGCACCAAGCUGCUCCAGGGCCUGGGCAGCAGUAUGGCAGCCUGCUGCGCCACGUCGACCGCGCCGGCGAACUGGAUUUGUCACUCAGGCUAUGACUGGCUUCUCCCUGCACCAUAUCAUCACUCAUCAGUGCCUCUUGCAAGUGAUGUUUGAGUUUGUAUGGAAUUUCUUUUGAAAGGGAAAUCUGUCGAUUUUAUUUAUCCGGUGCGCUCAAAUGCAUGUCUUCUCUUUAGCUCUUCUUAAUCCAGAAUUUUUUAAGCAUGCACGCAUAUUCAAUUGAAAUAAUAAUUUUUGGGGGUUUAUUUUAUUUGCUUUAUAUAUGCAGACUUUUUCUAGUGAUUCAAUACUGUGCAUAUUCCAUGUGAGACUUUGCUCACCAGAUGAACAACUGCUAACUCUUGCAAAGUCCAUAUAUAGAGCUCUCUCGCUAGCUCAAUGUGUCGAAAUAUAAAAGUUUAGUAUGUCUAUCGCAUUUUCGCAGCUGAUUCUGG